CUGGAAUAUUCGUGAUGCCUUCUGGAAGUAAUUUGGAAUGAUUUCCAUUUCUAGAGGGAAGCCACGUGACUGUUAUGCUCCACCGAAGCAAACAGUGCAAAAUGCCUGCUUGGGAUAGCGUCAUCGGUGGAGGGGUGAUAUGGCAAGAACCUCGCUUUGCUAUCACAUUCAUUGAUAGUCGGUUAGGCAAAGCCAUCUAAUGCUUAAUAUAUAGCCCACAAGAAAUAAUCGCACACCAUGGCACCCCGCUCGCAAUUGGAGAUCUUCACAUCAUCGGUCCAGCGCCUGGUCAAGGAGGAGGCAUCCUAUCAUAGUGAAAUCAAGCAACAGACGGAGCGGGUCAAGAAGCUAGAAGCUCAGGAUGAAGGCGAUGAGAACAGAGAAUACUUGUUGAACCAGGAGCGCCGUGCACUCGAGGAAAGCAAGAAUGUUUUGCCUAGCUUGAAGACCAAGAUUGAGGACACAGUAGCUAUGCUUGAGAGUCUACUGAUUGAGGAGGGUAAGAGGGGCUCUGAGAGCAGUGUCGAACACAUCACGGCUGCUAAAGAAGCCAUUGCGAAGGCCAAAACGGCUGAGCGGGAGAUUUCAUAGAUAGUGUGUCUACGAAUUGAAAAGUCUUGAUUUCAAUUAUGAGACAAAAUUGCACCAAGAGAUGAAUAUAAACUAAGAAAGGUCCCGCCAUAACUGAAAAUGAACGCCACC
Aspergillus ruber CBS 135680 is the source of this 702-nucleotide messenger RNA. RefSeq names its product putative tubulin-specific chaperone Rbl2. Bases 238 to 591 code for a protein of 117 amino acids. The transcript is spliced from 4 exons. NCBI's taxonomy places the organism in Eukaryota, Fungi, Ascomycota, Eurotiomycetes, Eurotiales, Aspergillaceae. Gene Ontology annotation, molecular function: beta-tubulin binding. The record is from RefSeq and is a predicted model, not a curated record. Gene Ontology annotation, cellular component: cytosol; microtubule cytoskeleton. Gene Ontology annotation, biological process: tubulin complex assembly; post-chaperonin tubulin folding pathway.